AUGGGCGUACCUUUUGACUAUGCGCCUGAAAGGCCCGAGCAUAUCGAUGCCAUUCUCAACGGUCUCAACAGAUACAACCCCGAGACCACAAACAUCUUCCAGGAAUACGUUACCGCCCAGUGUGACGAGCGGACAUAUGAUUGCUACGCCAAUCUGGCACUGUUGAAGCUAUAUCAAUUCAACCCACAUCUUACCAAAGACGAAACGAUCACCAACAUCCUCGUCAAGUCCCUGACCGUCUUCCCAUCUCCCGACUUCUCGCUCGCGCUCCACCUCCUCCCACCACACAUUCUCACUCCUGCCUCGGCCUCGUCAGCUCUCCCAGCUGCCGGUGAUGCCCCCCUUUCCGAAGCCGUGCAGAAGCUCAACGUUUUGAACAACCUGCUUGCACAAGCUUCUUAUGCCGCUUUCUGGAGCACUCUCGAUAGUGACGACCUCUAUGCCGAUUUGAUCGCGGAUGUGGCCGGUUUCGAAGAACUCAUCCGCAUUCGAAUUGCACUCACAAUCUCGCAGUCUGUAAGGGAAAUUGAGCGCUCAGUGCUGGAAUCAUGGCUCGGAAUGCAAGGCGAGGCGUUCAACAAAUUUGUGAAUGGUGUCUGUGGAUGGGGGAUUGAAGGAACUGUCGUCAAGGUGCCAAUGAACAAAGAGAAUGAGGCGAAAGGUACCAUUGUUAGGGAGAACGUCAAGAUGGAGCAGUUCUCGAGAGUUAUUAGGAGGGCUUAUGAACAACCUGCAUGA
This is a messenger RNA of Lachnellula hyalina, 738 nucleotides long. RefSeq names its product Eukaryotic translation initiation factor 3 subunit K. Gene Ontology annotation, cellular component: eukaryotic translation initiation factor 3 complex; cytoplasm. The coding region runs from base 1 to 738 and encodes 245 amino acids. Gene Ontology annotation, biological process: regulation of translational initiation. The transcript is spliced from 2 exons. Gene Ontology annotation, molecular function: translation initiation factor activity; ribosome binding. The record is from RefSeq and is a predicted model, not a curated record. NCBI's taxonomy places the organism in Eukaryota, Fungi, Ascomycota, Leotiomycetes, Helotiales, Lachnaceae.